Molecule: messenger RNA, 648 nt
Organism: Pyricularia pennisetigena
Lineage: Eukaryota; Fungi; Ascomycota; Sordariomycetes; Magnaporthales; Pyriculariaceae
Exons: 3
Coding region: 1-648 (215 amino acids)
Biological process (GO): DNA replication; DNA strand elongation involved in mitotic DNA replication
Cellular component (GO): GINS complex
Source: RefSeq, a predicted model, not a curated record
AUGUACGGAGACGUGGGAAAUAAACUGGUCCAGCACGCGAAACGAACGCAGAACCUCACACAUCUACCUCCAUACCAGACCGAGCUGGUGCGCGCCGCCACCCGCGAGGUGCGCGAUCUAAACAGAGAUGUGACAAGCCUGCUGGAACCCUUUGACGGUGCCUUCAACCCCAACGAGGACAAAGCAACCGCAUGCGCCCUCCUGGUAAACCACUUGUCGAUGCGCCGAAACAAGCGCUGCCUGCUCGCAUACCACCGCACGCGAACCGAUAAAUUGGAGGAGCUUGUAUGGAGCGGCGUGGACGUGAUGGAGCUGUCUGCGCAAGGGCAACAGUUGAGAGACGGAAGUGGCGGUGGCCCGGGGCCUGCAGAUGGGCCGACUUGCGGACUGAGUCCACAGGAGGAAGACUAUGUGCGGCAGUACAGCGAUCUGCUUGCGGCGUACAAGGGUCAGUGGACGGACAUUGAUCUGACGGGAAGCCUGGAGCCGCCUAGGGACCUCUUUAUCGAUGUCAGGGUGCUCAAGGAUGCCGGUGAAAUUCAAACAGAAUAUGGCGCUAUCACCCUUAGCAAGAACAGCCAAUUUUACGUUCGCCAGGGUGAUGUUGAAAGGCUGAUAGCUCAAGGCUACCUUCAAAAGCUCAGCUAA